Messenger RNA from Girardinichthys multiradiatus, 2131 nucleotides. RefSeq names its product cytochrome P450 7A1 (gene cyp7a1). Gene Ontology annotation, biological process: cholesterol catabolic process; bile acid biosynthetic process; cellular response to glucose stimulus. NCBI's taxonomy places the organism in Eukaryota, Metazoa, Chordata, Actinopteri, Cyprinodontiformes, Goodeidae. The transcript has 8 exons. Gene Ontology annotation, molecular function: heme binding; iron ion binding; cholesterol 7-alpha-monooxygenase activity. The record is from RefSeq and is a predicted model, not a curated record. Bases 426 to 1967 code for a protein of 513 amino acids.
AUAAGUAAGCAAACAAUAACUAUUGCAGAGAGAAAGGCAAUAAUAAAGACAAUUUAUUUUCACUUAACGCCCUUUUGAUAUUUGCCUGAGGCAAAUCAUACGCUAAUUAAAAGCUCACCACUUCAGUGGGCCCUCCCAUAAGAAGGAGGUAAUAAAAGCUGUCACUUGCUGCCUGUUUCAUCACAACUGACUCAUGCACUCACUUCAGCAGUGAAAGGCAGCAGCAGCAGCAAUUUAUUAAAACUAUUUCUGCACUAGAACAGAGAACAUCUAUGAGCAUUCUUCUAUUGUGGACCAUCAACUUUAAUCAAAAUAAUAAUCUGUGUGUUCUGUUUAGAGCAGUGCUAACAAAAAAGGUCACCUUCUGAUUUGGAUCUUGUUCCUGCCUUUAUUACUGUCAUCAUCAUCACCAUUGUAACAUUACAAUGAUGAUAAGCAUUGCUUUGAUCUGGGGAGUAGUGGUUGGAUUUUGUUGCCUUCUGUGGCUUGCACUGGGGAUAAGACACAGGCAAGCUGGUGAGCCUGUUAUUGAAAAUGGUUUCAUUCCUUAUCUGGGCUGUGCUUUGCAAUUUGGGGCAAACCCUCUUCAGUUCCUUCGCAGCCGCCAGAAGAAGUAUGGUCAUAUUUUCACCUGCAAGAUAGCAGGCCAGUACAUCCACUUCUUGUGUGACCCCUUCUCCUACCAUUCAGUCAUCAGACAAGGAAGACACCUUGAUUGGACAAAAUUUCAUUUUGCAACAUCUGUUAAGGCAUUUGGUCAUGACAGCUUUGACCCUCGUCAUGGUUACACCACAGAAAACCUCCACCAAACAUUUCUGAAGACCUUGCAGGGGGAAGCUCUGCCCUCCCUGAUAGAAACUAUGAUGGGGCACCUGCAAGAUGUCAUGCUUAAGUCAGACACACUUAGUCCCAGUAAGGAACAUUGGCAGGUGGAUGGUAUUUUUGCUUUCUGCUACAAGGUAAUGUUUGAAGCUGGCUACCUGACGUUGUUUGGUAAAGAGCUUGAAGAAGAUAAGUAUCACACCCGGCAGGCAGCACAAAAAGCCUUGGUCCUCAACACUUUGGAGAACUUUAAGGAGUUUGACAAGAUUUUUCCAGCCCUUGUGGCUGGCUUGCCCAUCCAUGUCUUCAAAAGUGCCUACAGUGCCAGAGAGAACCUAGCAAAGACCAUGCAUGCUGAAAACUUGUCCAAGAGGCACAACAUGUCUGAUCUGAUCUCUAUGAGGAUGAUACUGAAUGACUCCUUAUCUACGUUCAAUGACGUGAGCAAAGCUAGAACCCAUGUUGCUCUGCUCUGGGCUUCACAGGCUAACACACUGCCUGCUACGUUCUGGAGUCUAUUUUACAUGAUAAGGAGUCCAGACGCUAUGAAAGCAGCUCAAAAAGAAGUGCAGAACGUUCUGAAAGAUUUGAGUUUAAUAGUAGACCCCAAUGAGCCCAUGCUAAAUCUGACCAGAGACCAGCUGGACAAUAUGCCUGUUUUGGACAGCAUUGUGAAAGAAGCCAUGCGGCUUUCCAGUGCCUCUUUGAAUAUUCGGGUUGCCAAAGAGGACUUCCUGCUUCACCUUGACAACCAAGAAGCUUACCGUAUUAGGAAAGAUGAUGUCAUAGCCCUGUAUCCACCCAUGCUGCACUAUGAUCCAGAAAUCUAUGAGGAUCCCUAUGAGUAUAAGUUUGAUCGUUUCCUGAAUGAGAAAGGUCAGGAGAAAACCACUUUUUAUCGUAAUGGCCGGCGGCUACAUUACUUCUACAUGCCCUUUGGCUCAGGAGUCACAAAAUGCCCUGGAAGAUUUUUUGCUGUGUAUGAGAUCAAGCAGUUUCUUACUCUGAUGCUGUCCUACUUUGACAUGGAAUUAUUAGAAUCUGCUAUCAGAGUUCCUCCUUUAGACCAGUCCCGUGCUGGCCUGGGAAUUCUCCAACCUACCUAUGAUGUGGACUUUAGAUAUAAGAGGAAGCAGAACCACUAAACUCAUUCAUUGCUGAGCCGGCUGACUGAAUUACUUAGUGUAUAUAGUGUAAAUAUGAAAGUACAAUGAAGAAAUCCUGCCAUGUAUGUAAAUAGAUUGACUAAUUCUUUUACGUUCUAUUUCAUUAAAUGAGUUUGUAGAAAAUGGGUUAAAUGGAAUCAUCA